AGAGUGCACAUAGUACGGUCCGUACAAUUACACAUCAGCUAGACGACGCGGACUGGAUACCUACGCGUUCGCUUCGAUGGCUUCGUCAAAGCAGAAAGAGGUUCUGCUUAAAUGCAAAUGUGAAAAAAUCCAUGUAAUCGGUAAUUCGCCCAUUCUGCCGAUUAUUCACAUGAAUUGCACGAAUCGACGAAAUACCAGAAAGUCUCGUGAUGUCGAUAGAAACACAGAAAUUUCCGGAAAAUUAUCUGAUAACGCUAUUAACACUAAUCAGCUAAAUCCUACUAAAUUUUACAAAAGAACUGACUCGCAAUGGACUAUGAACUAUCAGGAAGCUGCAAUAUUUUUAGAGGAAGGUAUAAACAAUAUAACAUUUGAUUCUCAUCCAAGCUGUCCUAAAGAUUUGCCGACGUAUCUCUUAGUCCAUAACCGUUUGUACAAUCUAGUUGAAUUCUCUAUUUCGUUAGUUUUGUUGUCUCUAGCAUUUGUAGAAGAGCCUACCAUGUACAAAGUACCAAUAUGGAUACAUGGCUGGACAGAAUUAUCUGCGUUACUUAUUGUCGGUUGUCAAAUGAUUUUAAAGAUGAGAUCGAUUGGCUGUUCAAUAUCUAUGACACACAUACGUACAGUAAUAAAAGGUAUCAUAUUAGUAGUCAUGUUUUGUGAAAUUACAACAAUUCUAGUACGACAAUCCUUGCAUAUUCGUGUAACACGCGCCCUUAGACCAAUCUUUUUAAUAGACACGAAAUAUUGCGGCGGCGUACGGAGAUUCAUAAGGAAAGUAUUUCUCACGGUAAAUUCUGUCUCGGAAAUGAUAUGCCUUCUGUAUUUCUUGAUUUUUAUAUUUGCCUUAACAGGCUAUUGUAUGUUUAAUAAAGAAAACACUUAUUUCUCGGAACUGUGGCUAAGCUAUCUCAACCUAUUUAUUCUUCUUACCACUUCUAACUUUCCCGAUGUAAUGUUGAUAUCAUAUUACUACGAUAAGAGGUCUGCGAUAUUCUUUAUAGUUUAUUUGUGUACCAUGUUGUACGUAAUAAUGAAUUUAAUGCUGGCGUUGGCAAAUGAGACAUUUGCGUCUUACGAACGCGAUAAAUUCAAAAAAUUGUUCCUGCACAAAAUGAAAGCGUGCAAAUAUGCUUUCAAACUUUUGGUUUCUAACAAAUUUCCUGGUAGAAUAGAAUUUCCUCAAUUUAAAGGAUUAAUGUUGCACUAUGAUCCGAGUAAAUCCACGCGUGACAUUGUUUUAAUGUUUUGUCAUAUGAAUAAAUCGAAAAGUGGUUCUUUAAAUUACAAGGAAUUUUUAUCGUUUUACGACGCCAAUACACUUAAGUGGUCUUUCCAACACUCUAAUGAAUAUUGGCGAAGAACGUUCAUUUUUGUACAACCGCUUUCCAAAUUAGCUAAUGUUAUUAUUAAAUGGCGUUAUUUUGAAGCUUUGGUGUAUAUGAUUAUUAUUGGUGAUGGCAUCUCCAUAGUAAUAAGAAGCCUACAAAUAGAUAUAAAUUCUGAGGCACCACUGAAAACAUUCUGUAGUGGUUGGGAUGCUAUAUUUUUCAGGAACCUUAUGAUGAUUGAAACAAUAAUAAAAAUAUUAGCUCUUGGUUUCGAUGGUUAUAUGAGCUCUGGAUGGAAUAUCUUUGAUUUUUGUACAAUAAUAAUGUCCGUCAUCGCUAUGUUCAUACUUUAUAUUACGCCGUCAGCUACAUAUCUGGUUUUCUUCCGACCUCUCAGAACAUUGAGAUUAUUUAAACUCAAGAAGAUAUAUCGAGAUAUUUUCGGCACUAUCGUAAUUCUAUUUCCCCAGAUGUGUUUAACUGCGGUUGUCAUACUGAUCCUGUAUUACUUUUACGCGAUUAUUGGAAUGGAACUGUUUGCCGGAUACGACCUGCGCGAUUGUUGCAGGAAUACAACUAUUGAAUAUUACUACGCAUAUUCUUAUGAACGUUGUGAAUCGUCGGCAAUUUACUAUGUUAACACUUUUAACCAUCUCAUGGAUAGUUGCAUUACACUUUUCGAAUUAACAGUUCUUAAUAAUUGGCAUGUGCAAAUGUAUGCAUAUGGAGCUGUUAAUAAUCAGUUAGAUGACCUGUUAAUUUCAAUACUCUAUUUUUGCACAUUUAUUAUGACGACUAUGUUGGUCUUGACUUUUGUGGUAUCCAGUUUCUUGGAAGCUUUUCGGUUUAGGAUGCAGUAUAAAAAUUCAAUUUGCUGCAAACAUGACGAGAAAAAAAUGUUCUGCGACAAAGUGGAAUUAAUAUGGCAUGAAUUACAAUUCAUAAUCGAUCAUAAAACUGUGAAACAGCUACACAGAUCUUUAUUUAUCAAUGAAGACUGCUACUCUACUUCCUUCAUCGGUUCACUGCCACGAACACGAGAGGUUUUACAGAAAAAGAUGUAUAGGGAAGAAAUAAAUAAAUGGAUAGCCGAGUCCGAAUCAGAGUUCGAAGAAAAGUAAUUUUUAUUUAAUAUAAUACAUAAUACGAAAGAUAGAACCGGCGAUGGUAUCUCUAAUACCGAUCAUCUUGUACUGAAUGGUAAUUUGUGUCAUUGGCAAAACGCUAAUCUACUUGGUAAAAUUGAUGACGUGACUUAGACCAAAAUUCUCGCUUACAUUCAUGUAAGUAUAUUUAUCAAUAAUAUAGCUUGUUUAUAUAGUUAGGACUCCGCGUUGAUGGUGACGACACCAAAUUAGUCGCGGCGGCCUAGCAAAACUGGUAGGCGCGCGCGAACACACACACACAAACACACACAUAUACACACUUUACAUUUAUCCAAAUUGUUUUUAAUGAAAAAUGGGACAAAAAUAAAUGUGUCAUUCUCGCUUUAUGACAUCACGAUUCCAACAUGGCCGCCGCGACUACUCAGGAGCUUAAGGAUGCUAGAGUGACUUAAUUGGGGGGACAUUGCAGAUUAAAAUAAAUCUCUGAACUUAUUGAACAGAAUCAAAAAUUCCUUUACAGGAUUGAAGUAGACGCAAAAUUGAAGAGUAAUGCAAUUAAUUUUUGUACUAAAAUCGGAAAAAAGUUAAAAACUUACAUUUUUUCAACCUCGUAGAGUUGUUAUCUGACACCAUAGAGAUAGUAGUACUAGAGAGUACGCAUUGGAGGAGUGGAGUAGUAGUCCACAUUUAGAAAAGGACGCACUCAUUCAGACUUUUCGCCUCUCUUUCGUUUCGCACAUGCGUAGCCAUAUAUUUUAUUGAGAAAGGGGAUCAAAAGAGGGAUCAAUAAGGAAUUGAGAACAUGAUGAUGUAAGGGCGACUUUUAUACCAACUCUGGUUAACUUAAUCAUUCCAGUAACUUUGCAGGAUUGAUCAAUCGCAUUUAUCAUUUAGUUUUGACGACGGACGCGAUUGAUCAAUUCCAAUGGACUAAUCGGCCGAUUAAAUUAAUCGCGGAGUUGGUGAAAGUGGCCCUAAAUUGUAACAGUUAAACAGUAUUGAAAGAUCGCUCGAUCGAGGUUGAUAUGUGCCGACUUCGGUGUUGUCGUCGUCCGUUAUACUCAAUUGUACUUUCUAAAUUAUAUGAAACUUUCCUCGUUUUUUUUCCAUCCCCUGUUAGAAUAUACGUCUAUCGCAUGCGCAAAACGAGAGAUACAGGAGAAGUCCGAAUGAGUGCGUCCUUUUUUAUAUGCGGACUACUCCACUCCUCAAAUUUCCGACAAUGUCUCUAAAUGUCUAUAGUACUACUAUCUCUAUGCUUGGCGUAAAUGUUUCCUUGGUACCUAGAUAUUGUAUCACCUAGCGUAUCACAUGCACAAAUAAUACUAACAAUGAGUCUACA
Cyphomyrmex costatus is the source of this 3779-nucleotide messenger RNA. It is a transcript of the gene Tpcn1, whose product is annotated as two pore segment channel 1. Gene Ontology annotation, molecular function: voltage-gated channel activity; monoatomic ion channel activity. Gene Ontology annotation, biological process: monoatomic ion transport; transmembrane transport. Lineage: Eukaryota; Metazoa; Arthropoda; Insecta; Hymenoptera; Formicidae. The record is from RefSeq and is a predicted model, not a curated record. Gene Ontology annotation, cellular component: lysosomal membrane; endosome membrane.